This is a messenger RNA of Amphiprion ocellaris (clown anemonefish), 1367 nucleotides long. RefSeq names its product crystallin J1B-like. The transcript is spliced from 10 exons. NCBI's taxonomy places the organism in Eukaryota, Metazoa, Chordata, Actinopteri, Pomacentridae. The record is from RefSeq and is a predicted model, not a curated record.
UCCCCUUUUCAGAAAACUGACACUGAGACAGCAACACUUCAACUGGUAUGCUGAAAGGUGAAGAUCAGGCUGUAAGAUGGCCUUGAGUGUGGCAGACAGAGCCAUUGGGGCCAUUAUCGGGGCAGCAGUGGCAGAUGCAGCAGCCCAGCCCAUGCACUGGAUCUAUAGCCCAGACCGGCUGAAAGAAGUCCUCUCUGAUCUGGAGCCCUGUCCGGAGUUUCGGCCUCAGUCAGCAAAUCCUUUCUACCGCAGGACAACAGGCGAGCAGACCUGCUAUGGAGACCAGGCGUACGUCCUGCUGGAGUCACUGAGUCAGUGUGGAGAUGUGGAUUUGGAAGACUUGACCAAGCGCAUCUACAAGUUCUUUGGUCCGGGAACGGUGUACGAUCUGCCUCUCAAUGAUCCUUACAGAAAGAAAGGAGGUCCCAAGGUCAUUCUCCCCAUAGACGGACCGUGGAGGAAUGGGAGCCUGAAGGCUUUCUUCAGAAAUGUCGAUGCUGGCAAAGAGGAAACGGGCUGUGACGUGGACUGUCAGAUGGAUGGUGUCACUAAGUUAGCUCCGGUGGUGGCCAUGUUCGCUGGGAAGCCGGAGAUGCUGGAGAAAGUGGAGAAAGCCAUGCGGGUGACCCAGAAUAAUGACAUGUGUGUGGCUAUGACACUGGCUGCAGCGAGGUUUUUGGAGCAUUUUAUUCUGAAUGGUCCAGACCCCAAUGCUCUGAACACAGUUCUGGCGCAGCUGAAUGACCCCAAGAGACAGAACCCUCAGGAGCUGGACAGGGCUGUUACUGCACAUAUCCACCAGGUGAAGGACAACUUAGCCAAGGCAUCCCAACAGCUCAUACCUGCUGUGUUCACAAACACAUGAGCUUUGCCCGGUGCGUUCCAGGGAGCGCUUCAUGGAGUCCUGACACUCAACCAGCUGGAUGAAGCAGUCAGGGACACCAUGCGCUGCGGGGGAUGCACCGCCAGCCGAUCCUCCUUCAUAGGAGCCUGCUUUGGAGCUCAGACCGGUCUCCAGGGAAUCCCAGAGUCGUGGAGGAAGAGGACGCUCAGAUACCCUCUGCUGUUGGAGCUCGCUGAGAAUGUGGUCAAAAAAAGCCAGCAGUAGUUGAUCAUCUUUAAUUUUACCCUGAAUAUGACUUAUUCAUCCCCAAUCAAGUAUUUAUAGAGUGUGGAGAACUGCAUUUCAUUGUUAAUUUUAAAGACUUUCUCAAGUUACAGAUGUUCUUUGACACAGCGAUCCAUGACAGUCGCAUUCUAAAGUCUUGUGCUGAAUGAAACUUGAAUCCUUUUGCUCUGUCAAACCUGCAUUAUGUAAGAAAGUGAAGGUCUGUGCAACACAUUCUCAAAUAAAAACUUUCAUGUUC